Molecule: messenger RNA, 3192 nt
Organism: Blepharisma stoltei
Lineage: Eukaryota; Ciliophora; Heterotrichea; Heterotrichida; Blepharismidae
Source: the annotation of a GenBank genome assembly
AUGAAAGGGGUUUUAAUUCCUGCUGAAAUUUCGAAACUUGAUCCUGAGUGCUCAGAACUCCUUUCAAGCCAAGAUGCUUACAAAAAUUCUAAAGGAAAUUUCGAUUUCUUUAAAUAUAUCAACGCAAUCUAUGCUACGAAAGAUACACUUUCUAAAGAAGAUCAGUAUUAUAUUGACCACUCCAAGAUCUGGACUGAAAUACCAGAAGAUUUUGAGCAAGCAGCUUUAUCUUAUGAUUUUUGCAAUAUUGAUACCAUAUAUAAAAAUAUUGUUUCAAGGUUCAAUCCAAAACAUCAAGGAAAAUCUUUUCAACAAUUUAUCGAUCUUUUCGAGUUAGCAGAAAUUAAAGGCAUUGUGCAGAGCGAUAAAGUUCAAGAAAAUUGCCCAUCAGAAUUCAAAAACGAAGAAGGCAAUUUAGAUUUGUAUGUAGCAAUGCAUGCAAUAGCUAAAGAUCAUAAUAGGUUUUUCGAUUAUUAUCAUGAGCUGAAGUGGGCUCUUCUCCAGUAUGAUGAUCUUCCUAAUAGCUGUUUAGAAGUAUAUAAAGAAAGAAAAUCUGCAAGUGAAUAUAUGACUUCUCUAUUGUGGACAAUUUAUGGGUGCUUCGGAUCGAGUACAAUAGUGAGCCUCUUAGCUCGUGAAGAAUAUCUUGCAGAGCUCCUUAAAAUUACUUUCCUGAGCAGCGCAGAAAGCAACUUUGCCCUUGGGUCUAGCAUCCUCAAAGCAAUUCUCCCAUCCCAGCACUCACCUCAAACACUAGGUGCAAUCUGGACUACGCUUCCUGACUCUGAAAGCACAAGCACCGACUUUUUCCAAUCUUUGCUUAAAAGAAUUGGAAAAAUGACUUACUGGUAUGGCUUCAGAGAUACAAAAAGCAAACUUUUCAGAUGUGGCUAUGAAGCAAUUGUGCUUUUGAAAGAAUUCAUGAACAUAGAAAGAUGGAGAGGCGAGAUACUCACCACAAUUAUGAAAUCAUUAAACGAUGCUUGCCAAAACUUAAAGGACGGAAAAGCACUUCCUAUGUAUCAAGUUGGAGCAAUCGAAACUUUAACAAUUUUAUCGAAGGAAAUUGAUAUUUUUGGAAACGAUCCAAUUGAGCUGGCUGAAGCUAAACUGAUUGAUUCUAGGAUGACAAGAUGUAUUAUAAGAGCAAUUGAUGGGGACACAGUAGCGAUUUAUUCUCCUGCCACUGAUGAGACGGUGUCAGUUAAUGCAGAGUCCAUUGCUUAUUUAAAGACGAUCAAUAACUUUAAUGCCAUGGAAAUGCUUUGCCAAGAUGAACUGCAGAACAUUAAAGACUCAGCUAUCAAUUUGUGGUUUGCUUUAAUAGACUCAGAAUUUUUGCGCUUCAAUAUUAAAUCUGAGAGAAUUGUUUCAUUCAGAACUCUUUAUGUUCACUUAGAAAACAUUAUUGUUAAUAUAAUUACACUUAUCUUAAAAAAUAAAGAUAUUAGUGACAAUGAAGGAGCAGACCUAUUAAGAUCCAUCAUGAAGCAUGCUAAAGCUGAAACUAAAGUCAUCGGAAAUAAAGAAAAGCAGUUACUUAUUAAACAAAUUGUAAAGACAAUCGCAGAAAAAUAUAUUUAUGACGACUUUACAGAUGAAGAAAUAAUGGAAAUGUUUUCGAAUGCUAGCGAUAAAACCAAACGCCUAAUUGAAGAAUUGACAAAAGAAAAUAUUCUGACAAUGAUCAUCGCUAAGUGUCUUGACAAAGGAAUCAAGGAUAAAAAUGGGAUUUUAGAAUUUGCUGGAAAAAUAGAAGAGCCAAAAUCAAGCCUACUAUUCAAGCUUCAGCCAAUUAAAUCUUGAAGCCUUGAAGCAUUCGAUAUCGCUGGAUACGCAGAUAUUUACCAAAAUUUAAAUGGCCAAUUCGUGAUAGAAAAUAACAAUUUCCCAACAGCAAGAAAAGAAAUAAGGACAGUUCCAGACUUAUCUGUAUUCAGAAAUACUACAAAAUUUGUAGAAUCUUUGACUAUUCUAGCGCAGUUAGAAGGCAUUCACUAUCAAAAUCAGUUGUCAUAUGGUCUCAAACUUGGAGAAGUGGAUAUAGGAAUUAGCACAAACUCUGGACUCCCAAGCUUUGAAGUCAAUGGUAGUGUUGUCUAUCCUGCCAGGCUUGAUGAAGUAUUGGCUGUUAGGAUUUAUUUAAAUCCAAAUGGAGAAAUUAAAAUAAUUAAUGAUAACACCGGAGAAACUACUGAUCUGCAGAAUAUAACUGCAUUUGACGGUCUUCAAAUGGGAGCUUAUGGACUUUAUAUGGAAGCUGGCACAAGAGCUUCAUUGUUAACUUUUGAAGUGUAUAACGAUAAAAACACCAAAUCUGCACCAGCUAAAGUUGAUAAACCUAAAGAUGCUGAGACAUAUAAAACAAUCAAAGUCAUUCAAAAAUCUGACAACUAUGAUCGGCUAAGACUAAAACUUUUAGGCUUGACUGAAGACCAAAUAACUCAAGCUCUAUCAUCAGACAGAGACUUAAGGUCUAGCUUAGACUACAUUUCUCAGAAUUUCCCGAACUCUUUCCAUAAUACCCUUAUCUCUCUAAAUCAAGAAGUCAUCACUGAGUUAAAACUGGUUAAAACAAUUCGUGAAGUCCCUAAUGGAUUUGCAGUAGUUCCGAUCUAUGAAGAUGGCAAGCAGAAAGAGUUCAAUAUUCCAAAUAGAAUGAUUUUAUGCGCUAAAAAAGAGCAGGUGACUACUGGAAAUGGGUACUCAAGCAUUGCUCUAGGCACAGAAGUUAAAUACUAUACAGAUUUAGGGAACUUUGAUCCUGAAGACCAAGCAAGUGACUCUUUAACUCAUAUCUGGGUAAAGCAAGUGGAAAUAAAAAAUUCAUGCAUAAAAGAUAUCAUUUUCAUCAAAUCUUCUUCAAUGUACAAUGUAAAAGUGCCAUUUGGCUAUAAGAUAAUUCAAGAUGGAGAUGGCAAUGCGAUAAAUCUUGGCCAUAACUUAUGAAAGAAAUCAGUUUUAUUUUUAGCUGUAAAGAUAAGUGAUACUGCUUUGAACUGCGCGCUUACACCAUUUAAGAAGAUGAAUUCAUCUAAAAUGCCACUAUGCGGAUUAUUAGAAACUGCAGAAAAUACCGAAAGAAAAUUUAAAGAAGCCUUUUCGAAGCUCUCUCUAUUCAAGAGCUCUUCAGCCACUUUUAUAAGCUUAUGGAAUCCUCAAAGCAAGCCUCAUACAAAAAACUUGCUCUAA